Molecule: messenger RNA, 1569 nt
Organism: Pedinophyceae sp. YPF-701
Lineage: Eukaryota; Viridiplantae; Chlorophyta; Pedinophyceae
Source: the annotation of a GenBank genome assembly
AUGGGGCUGGGGAAGCUGUUUCGGGGCCUGGGCGGGGGCAAGGGGGCCGCGGGGCGCGAGGACAAGGGGGCGCCCGAGGAAGACACGGUGGUGCCAGUCGACGUGCCCGCGCGGCGGCGAGGCGUCAUCGACGUCCGGCGGAGCAUCUCCGAGCCGCAGUUGAAUGUGCGGCGCGUCGUGGACGGCCCAUCGCGGCCUGAGGACGCGGGCGCAGCCGCUCCUUCCAUGCAUGGGGGGCGGGAGCGGGGCGGGCUCCAGGACGGCUCGAAGACUCUCAUCGAGCGCGGAACCGUGCACAGGAAAGAUUUGGGGAGGAUGGUUCCGCAAGUCGUCCGCCCCAAUUACGUCAUCAACCGCUCGUACUCGGUCCUCACGGGCGAACCGUGCGUGGUCAAGGUGUACGGGAAGGCGGCCCUGCAGCCGAGCGAGCUGCUCGACGCCCGCGCCGAAGUGGCCAACCUCCGCAAGUUGAAGGACGCGAGGUACCUGCUGAAGUACCUGGGCGACUGGGAGACGGAUCAGAGCCUGGCGCUCGUGCUCGAGCAAUACGGACAAGGCACGCUCGCGCAAGCCCUCGACCAGGCGCCCGCGAAGGCCUCCGGGCAAGUCGUUCGCCACCUAUGGACGAGGAUAGAGAGCGAGGAGGCAUUCGUGGAGCGCGUGGCAAUCCCCCUGCUCAUGGCCCUCGUGGAGAUGCACAGCCAGAAUAUCUGCCAUCGGCGCAUCGACCCCGAGCACCUCUUCUUCUCGACCGACGGCGUCGUCAAGGUGGCUGGCAUGGGCAGCGCGAUGGACCUCGCGAGCGACCGCGCGGUGAGCAGGAUCGGCAAGGAGGGCUACAUCGCUCCGGAAGUGGCGAACAAGCCGACCCUGGAGGACAUCUUCCACGCGUGCGUGUUCAACGGCGUCUCGGAGGAGCAGCUCGAGAGCUACGACGAGCAGUGCGACGUCUGGUCGUACGGCAGGGUCCUCCUCGAGUGCCUCCUCGUCAUCGAGGAGCGCUCCAGCCACCCCUGGCCCUGCAAGGAGCCCGCCAGCGAGGACGCCGACGACGACGACGACAUCCCGCAGGAGAUGAGCGCGAAGCUCGCCCGGCUGCGCCACGUCUCGGCGACGUGCAAGUCCUACCUCCGGCGGUGCCUUCGGACGGACCCGGCGUCGCGGCCGCCCGCGUUCAACCUCGCAGCGGCACCGUGGGUCCAGAAGCACAUCAAGAUGAACGAGGAGUUCGCGAGCGUGCUCGCGCAGGCCCGGGAGAAGGCGAGCCGGCGAUCCGACGCGAAGUCGAGCACCAACAACCUGCGCGCUUCUAUGCACCGAUAUUCCAUGGAGCAUGCGCGGGCGGUGGCAGCGAAGCCCGCGACUCCGUCGCCGAAGAAGGUGCUGGAGGCCAUACCGACGUUUUCGCGCGUGCAAGCGGACUCGAGCACGGGUCAGAUGGCGGCGACGGCGAGCACGAUGUCGGACCACGGCGCGGGCGCGCAGCACGACGCCGUCGACCCGCGGUCGCACUCGACGGUGAACGCGUUCGUGCAGCGCAUCGAGGGCGCGACGUCGCUCUUCAGCUGA